ACAACAUCAUUGCUUAUUAUGCUAUUGUUUCACGCAAGUUAGGAACAUGUGUACGGAAUUUGAGUACUGAUAUUUUAAAAAAGUUUCCUCUGUAGCCAGUAACAUACACCUAAUUCUCUAUUUACACGAAUUUUUUUUACACGAAUUUGAUUUAACACGAGUUAAAAAGAGAAAAAAAAUUUUUUUUUACACGAAUUGUUUUGUUUUAACACGAUUUUCAAUAUUUUAUGAAUUUUUCUUGAAUCUCAUAGAGCAAAUCGGAUUCAUUGUUUGGGAUUUUUGUUUUAGCAUAUCGGUUUAGGUUAUUUGUUUAGGAUCUUAGAAUAUCAGCAUGUAAUCGCAUCUAUACAGGAUGAGCGGCUUUGGGCUGUUAUCGUGUACAGCUGUUGCUAUAAAAAUAUGUGUAUAUGAGUGGGAUUCCCCGAAUUAUGCAUAGAGUAAAGACGUAAUGUACUUUUUACGCAAUUUAGUUUGGUUUUGAGAGUUGAAAAGAAAAGGCGCUUAGUUGUUGUGAGUAUUUAAAACAUUAUAAGUAAAAUAAAGUUAGUGCUCGUAUAGAUUUAUUAACUCAAUAACAGCCUUAACACAAUGUCACAUAAUUCACCUGUAAUAAAAGCCAAGAGGAAGGCGAUCAGUUUAGAUACUAAAAUUAAAAUUUUAGAUCAACUUACAACAGGACAAGGAGCAACGGCUGUAGGAAAGCAUUUUGGUAUUCAUGAAGCUACCAUAAGAACGAUCAAGAAAAAUGAAACUGCGAUUAGAAAAUCGGUAUGUUCUGGAACGAAAAUAAGUGCUAAAUCAUCGUCAUACAUAAGAUAUGUUGUCAAAGAGAAGAUGGAAAAAGCUUUGGUAAUGUGGAUUGAAGAUAAAUCACAAAAAAGAAUAACAGUAGAUGGAAUUGCUAUCAAGCAAACUGCAUUAAGAAUUUAUAAACGUAUUAAAGAAGUUGAGCCAGGCACUUCAUCUCAGUCAAAACAACCCGAAUUUUCUGCAAGUACAGGUUGGAUGACAGGUUUUCUUAAACGACAUGCUCUCCAUAAUGUAAAAAUUAAGGGAGAAACUGCGUCUGCAGAUGAAUUGGCUGCCAAAAAAUUUCCUGAAAAACUUAGAAAAAUUAUUGAAGAUGGAGGAUACACCCCAGAUCAAGUUUGGAAUGUAGAUGAAAGUGGCCUCUUUUGGAAAAAAUGCCCAGCAGAACUUAUGUUGCAAAAUCGCAGAAAACUGCCGGUGGUUUAAAAGUAGCAAAGGACCGUGUAACAUUGUUGUUUUGUUCCAAUGCUUCAGGAGAACGUAUGUUAAAACCACUGCUAGUAAAUCGUGCUUAAAGACCACGCUCGAUGAAAAGUGUAGAUUUCAAUAAACUGCCAAUUCACUGGACAGCAAACAAAAAGGCAUGGAUGACCAGUGCAAUCUUUACAGAAUGGUUCCAGAAAUACUUCAUUUCAGAAGUUAGACGCUACAUGAAUGCAAAAUGUCUAGAAUUUAAAGUUCUUUUAAUUCUAGACAAUGCACCUUGCCAUCCGCUCUUGGAGCACCCAGAUGUGCAAUUUUGCUAUCAUCCGCCUAACACUACAUCCUUAAUACAACCGCUAGACCAAGGGAUCAUUGCUACUUUUAAAAAGUACUACAUAAAACGUUCAUUCCAAUACGUGGUAGACAAACUAGACCAUAAUGAGGAUUUAACAGUCAUUGAUAUGAGGAAAAAAUGUUCUAUUAUUGACUGCAUUAAUCAAGUUGGGUUAGCGUUAGCUGACUUAAAGCCAUCAACCUUGAACUCAUGUUGGAAAAAUAUUUGGCCAGAAUGUGUCAAAAGCAAAGAUCCUGAACCUGUCAUCCAUAAUAACGCUGUUUUUACUGACAUCACAACGCUGGCACAUACAAUUGGUGGAGAUGGAUUCGAUGAUCUAUCAUUUGCCGAUAUAGAGGAAUUAUUAGCUGAUAAAAGCUUGAGCGAAAAUGAAAUUAUAGACCUCACCCUUGAGACUCAUCAAGAGAGAGAACACAGCGAUAAUGACGAAGAAGAUCCUCCCAUUUUAAAUGCAACUCUAAUUAAAGAAGGUCUUGAUCUUGCCAGAAAAUUAGGUAAUCAUUUUCAACAACAUGAUCCUGAUGAGGAACGAGCUGCAAAAUUUCAACGUGAACUGAAAUCAUUAAUGGCAUCUUACAGGGAACUUUAUAAAGGUUUAUCACGAAAUCAAACACAAUCUUUAAUGACUGAUUUCCUUCUAAAAACUACUGAAUUAUCAACACAGGAGCCUAGAGAUGAUAAUCCAGAAACAAUUUCACAAGAUGAUGAACAAAAUAAUUCUAGUGA
This is a messenger RNA of Anastrepha ludens (Mexican fruit fly), 2314 nucleotides long. RefSeq names its product tigger transposable element-derived protein 1-like. The transcript has 2 exons. The record is from RefSeq and is a predicted model, not a curated record. NCBI's taxonomy places the organism in Eukaryota, Metazoa, Arthropoda, Insecta, Diptera, Tephritidae. Bases 589 to 1236 code for a protein of 215 amino acids. Gene Ontology annotation, molecular function: DNA binding. Gene Ontology annotation, cellular component: nucleus.